Owenia fusiformis is the source of this 2857-nucleotide messenger RNA. Lineage: Eukaryota; Metazoa; Annelida; Polychaeta; Sabellida; Oweniidae. The record is from the annotation of a GenBank genome assembly.
AGCCAAUCAAAUAAAGCCCUUUCAGAAGAAUAAAGGCCUGUUUGAGAAAUACUUUACUAAACAAAUUAGAUUGCUUCUAUCGGAUUACCGAACAGUACAUGCUUGGUUACAGUGUUACCAUGAUGAUGGCCAAAUCGGUCGACAUACGAUAUACAUGUUAUUUAAUUUUUAAUGUUUAUAUAAAAGAAUUAAACGACUUAUAGCAUGACUAAAAUGACUGACACAGUUCAGUCAGGCAGUGUUGCUAUAACUACAAAGGACGCUGUACAAGGUCAUACCGAUGAAGUCGAAAAGGUAGAAAAGCAUGGAGAAGAAAAUAAACAAUUAGACGCUAUCAAAGAGAAUGAAAAACGACAAAAUGAACAGAACAUUGAACUUAAAAAAGUGGACCAAAAGAAACAAGUUGAUGAGAACACUAACAUGAACAAAGUAGAGAGCAAAAUGAAGGAUGCAAGUGUUGGAGAAAUUAUUGCAGAAAAUAUGAAAGAAAAGGUAAACAAAGUCAACAAGGAAAAUGUGGAUGAUAAUCAUAAUGAUGUUGAUCCAAAGGUAAAAAAGAACAAACAAAACAGACAGAAAACUCGAGACUCAAUCAAAUUGGAGCAUAAUAAUAUAGAAAUGCCUCCACUGAAACAAGAACAUGGAAAUAUCUCUCCAAGACCUCCACAACAGGAUCAAGACAAUCUUGCAAAACCUGAUACAGCGCAAAAAUAUAAUAAUAAAAACUCUCGCCAAAAGGAAUCUAGUUUUAUCAAAGAAGUUAAAAUGGAGGCAAGAAAGGCGGAGGCAACAAUGUUAUCAGUUGCAAAACCACUCCCACCCCCUCCUAAAAAGAAAAUGAAGAAGUCAAUAUUUAUUUCAUAUUCUCCUGAUGCUGGUUUUCUUGAGAGAAAAUUUGUUGUUGAGACUACAAAACAAUUAAAAGAAAACAACUUGUCAGAAGACAUCUGGUUUGAUAAGGAUGAGAAAAACACAGACAGUCCUAUAUGGUUCUCACUAAGAAUGGAAGCUGUAGAAAGAUGCAGGGCAGCUGUUUUGAUCAUAUCGGAAAGCUAUCUGAAUUGCCCUGUCUCAGUUUAUGAAGCAAAAACUGUCCUUGAGAGACAAAAAGCCGACCCCAAUUCCAUCACAAUUUUAACAGUAUUAUAUUCAUCAUCUGAGGAUAUGGAAAUCCCAAAAGCAUUCACUCCGUUGUAUUCUAAUAUUAUAGAUCUUACUAGCCAAGCGAUAGCAAAAUUAAGUUUGGCGGAGAAAAGCUCAAUUGCUGUCGGUAACCUGAUGGAAACUUUAGAUCGAAUUGCAACAAUGAACGUUCCACCUCAGCCAAAAACUCCUGAGGAAGAAUUCACCGGAGAUUACAAAAAGAAAAAGAUCUGUCAAUGGAGUAACAAUGAUCUUCAAGAAUGGCUGUUUAAACUUGGCAUUAAAGAGUUCUACAGGCAAAGUCUGGCUGAAUAUAUGGUAGAUGGGUUCCUUUUAAUGUCCAUGACAGAUCAGGACAUGAUCAACCAUUUACAGGUUGAUAGUAGAGUUGUACGGAAGAAGGUGAUGCAACACAUUCUAGCUACAUUAGAUAAGGAACAUAAGUUAAAUGACAACUGGCAUCUUCGGUCUAGAACUCAACGUUCAAGACCAAAUUGUGUUUAUUUGGUAUAUGAUCCAGCUGAUGUGAGGUUGGCUCAAAACUUGAAGCAAGAUCUCCUGAAGAAAGGCCUGCAGGUGAUACACCACCAAAAACUUGGCCAAUCAAAGGAUGAGUUUUUGAGUCUUAAUGGGCCACAUAUGGCAGCUGCGACAUAUGUUCUUGUCCUAUUAACCGAUGCUACUACGGGGUCUCCAUUUGUAUUCCAUGAAGUCCUAUUUGCUGAUUGGUUAGGAAAGAAAUUAGUUACUGCAAUGUUCAAAAAUACCUGGCCGACUUUAAGACCAGUUUUAAAAGCAAUUCUAGGCGAAUGUCCAUCUGUAGAUUUUGAGACUAAGAUGUAUACAGAGAGUAUGGAUGUGUUAGAACACCACAUCAAACCCCUACGCAGUGUCGCUGGUGUCGUUUUAGAGCAGUCAUAUCUCAACAAAAUGGCGGAGGGUCUGAAACCUCUAGGAGUCCUUGCUAAUGCCAAUGCAUCCAGUGGCUCCACCUAUGAGUGGCCGAAUGGUGAAGAAGAGGAUGCAAAGGUGUUCAUUAGUUACCAGUGGGACAUGCAAUCCCGGGUAGAAGAUAUACGUCACAACCUAGAGACCAAUGGCUACAGUUGUUGGGCAGAUAUAAGUCCUGCUACACUCACCAGAGGGCACAGUAGUAUGAGUACACGGAGCGUUGUUUCAGCAAAUGCAACGGAGGCAGCCAUUGAGACCCUCCAGAGUCAGAUUCAACGCACGAUGAAAACCGCAAUUGUUGUGAUAUGUUGCAUCACACCAAAAUACAUGCAGAGUGAUAAUUGUAUCAAAGACCUCACUUUAGCGGAGACAUUGAAAAAGCCAAUUAUUCCUCUUAUGUUGCGUUUCUGCCCUGCCUGGCCUCCAGAGGGAGCACCUGCUCAAGUGCGAAAAAUUCUAGCAAGACAUAGCAGCAUUGAUCUCAGUAAUGAUAAACUUUACAAACAAAAUCUUUCCCAGGUUGUUGAAAGGAUUAAGAAGGCAACAAACCCCCAGAAAUGAUUCAGUGUUAAUGUUCAGUUAGCCUGAAAAGCAAAUGUGUCCAGGAAGGUUUCUCUGAAUGAAAUUGAUAAAAAGCAAGACAAGAAAAGGUGAUAAGUCAAAGAGACAGUAUAGGUCUCAGAAAUCACAUGUGUAUGCAUUCUGGUGAUGAUAUGCGUGACAUAAGACAUAAGGUGUUAACUAAGUCAUUUAGGGAGGAUAA